UUUUUCUUUCUUUAAUAUAUUGACUAUGGACAAAUUCUUGACAGAAUUAAAUAGAAACAUGUAGUUACAUGGGGUAGAGUCAGAUAAGCUUAGGCUUCCUUCUACUCCCUUUUUGAACAAAUAUGAUUUUACGAUAAAGGAAAAUUAUGAUGCAAUAUCUUUUUUCUUUUAUAUUCUAUUGUAUUAUGGAGUUAUCAUUUUUCUGUAUUUUUAUUUUUUUCUUGUAUUUCUUUAAUGUUCGAAAUAAACGUUUAAAAAAAAAAAAAAAAUCAUAUCGGAUCGGUAUCGGGUAUCGACCGAUACGCAAAGCCACGGCAUCGGUAUCGGUAUCGGAACUGAAAAAGUCGGAUCGGUGCAUCUCUAGUUUCAUCCUCGGGGGCCGCAAAAAUAAUCCGGGGAUUGUCCUUAUCAAUGUGUUCCACUAAACUCCCCGAAAGAUUUGUACGGCUUUAUUUUUGGCAGCAACGCGUUUGACUUACAUAAUGGGCUUUCAUCGGCAACCGCCAUUCCGAUCUGGGUAAAUCCUAAAGAUGAAUUCUUCACAUCUACAAAAAGACACGCGUGUGUUAGGCGCAUGUUUAAUUUUAGGCAGGCGCGCGUGCGACGGCGCCGCUGCUCUUUUUUUUUAUUUUCAAAGAGCUGUAAUAUGAAGGGGCAGCCUGUUUGUUUAAUGCACACGUCAGCCAGCUCCAGCUGACAGCGUUUGUGUGUGUCAGAAAAGAAAUUGCCGGGAAGGUUGGCGGAGAAAUCCACCGAGGCGAGAUGGAAGCGGAGAUGCGGCGCUGUUACGUAACACAGGCAACCCCGCGCUGGCCCGACUGUCGGCCGUGCAGGGAUGCUGUGAUAUAAUCCACACAGACCGGCUGGCACGCAUCUCAUUAUCUGUCAAGUGAGGCAUGCAGACCCAUAAAGGGAAUGUCAGUGUUUAGAUGACAUCCCCAAACGCGCCUUUUCUCUGCUUUCCAUGACUACAUCGAUGCCCACCCCGAGACCAUCGUCCUGGACCCCCUGCCGGCUAUCAGGACUCUGCUGGACCGUUGCAAGUCUUACCAGCUCAUCCACAGGAUAGAAAGCUGUAUGCAAGACGAGAGGAUUUGCUCUCCUCCGUUCAUGGUGCUCAACACCGAGUGCAGCCCGGAUGUGCUGGAGCAGAUCAGGAAUCGCGGACUCACAUUCCCCUUCAUUUGCAAAACUCGAGUGGCCCAUGGAACCAACUCCCAUGAGAUGGCUAUUAUCUUCAGCGAGGAUGACCUGAAGGACGUGAAACCCCCCUGCGUCAUCCAGAAUUUCAUCAACCACAAUGCUGUGCUCUACAAGGUAUUUGUGGUUGGAGACUCCUACACAGUGGUGGAGAGGCCCUCCCUCAAGAAUUUCCCCGCCGGGCCUGCAGACAGGAAAGCCAUUUUCUUCAACAGCCACAAUGUUUCCAAGCCGGAGUCGUCCUCAGACUUGACCUCGAGGGAGAACGUGGAGGGUGUGUCUCAGCCUCCCAGCGACGACGUCAUCCGAGAACUGUCCAGGCGCUUGCGGCAGGCGCUGGGCGUGUCCUUGUUCGGCAUCGACGUCAUCAUCAAUAACCAAACUGGCCAGCACGCCGUCAUCGACGUCAACGCCUUCCCUGGUUAUGAGGGCGUCCCCGAGUUCUUCAACGAGCUGCUCAACCACAUCAGCAGUGUGCUCCAGAGCCAUGUCGGCCCAUCCGACCCAUCUCCCGCCGGCGAGCCACCCAAAGGUCUGAGCCCCGCUGCCGCCGCCUCCCCGUGGAUGGUGGAGGGCGACACGGGACUGAAGGGCGCCCGUCACCAGCGGCUGGGCUGCAGCUCGCCCAUGUCGCCCAACUUUCAACAGCACUGCGUGUCCACCAUAGCCACAAAGGCCUCCUCCCAGUGACUCUGCCCCGUACCGCCCAGCCCCAGCAAGAACACACAUUGUCACAACGGUGACAAUAAUGAUUACUAAAUCAUAAUCAUUCAAAUGAUACUAUCUCUAAUCACAACCUUUUCCAGUGUAGUCCUUGCAAAUGAUGGUGAUUGAGUGUAAAGCUUUUUCCGCUCUCUUUUUGCCUUUUUUUUUUUUUUUUUUCGUCCAAUGGGACUUUUGUCAGUACUGUAAUGUGAACCUUUUGGGAAGUCAUUUGCUGCAGUGACACCCGGCUCGGCAUUUUCAGACUGGGGAAAGAUGUGCCACUCGAUGUGCAAUGUGUGUGUGAGUGUGUGUGUGCGCGUGUUGUGCGUUGUGUUCAACACCACUGAUUCCUCUAUAAGGGGAGAGAGCGUGCAUUUGAACUAAAAGAUAAGCUGUUGACUUUCCGAGUGCCAUCAAAUUUUAGACUUGAGUUGACACAGCUGAGAAGGAAUUCUCAAAAUGACCAAGUGAGCGCAAGAAGACAUUCCGCUUUGUUUCUUCUUUCUUUUGUUUGUCUGCUUUUUUGUUCCACGAAAUGAACUGUGCAAGAUUCCAUGCGAUUCGUCACAGCAUUUUUUUUUUUUCAUAGAGUCUAUUGUCUAAUUUUUUUUUCUUCUUAUGCUCACUGCCUUCCGAGCGUAAUUUAUUCCACUGAUUGUUUUAGAUCAAAUAUGCCGUCAACACUUUAAAGGAGAUGAUUAAAUAACUAACAUUGGUUAAUGGGGCAGUUUGCUUGAUUGGACCCCUCACACACAACUUUUUAAACAUUCAGCUGAAUGUGAAUCCAGCUGUAAAUGUUUAAAUAGCACAUGUGGGAUGUGAUUUUUUUUAUUUUUUUUAAAUGUAUUAAAUGGGAUUUUAUGAAAAAUUGUUUUAUAUGAAUGACAGCAUGUGAACAAAUGUAUUUACUAGAAGAAAAGGUUUUCUUUUCUGAAAAAAAAAAGACAAAUUGGAGAACAAAGGGAUAGAUGUGUGCAAAACACCCAAAAUCUGGAAAUUUGUCUUCCUCUAAGUCUGCUUCCUGGACACCUCAACUCUUCUUCCUCAUCCAUAGAGUUGAUUUGGCAAUGGAAUUAAGUCUGCCUUUUUCCACGGGUCAGAUGGGAAUAAGUAUUAAGCAGCAAAUUGAUAGAUGUGUUAUGACCCUUGGAGACCCCCCCAGAUAGGGAAAAGGCUGCCCACCCUUGCUGUAAAGUCACAUCAUCUCACCAGCACUCAACACACUUGACCUUCAUUUAAAGGCGUAGCGGCCCAGGGGUGUCGAACUCCAGUCCUCGUGGGCCGCGUUCCAAUAUGUUUUCCAAGUUACCCUCGUUAAACACACCUGAGUGAAAAGUUGAGGGCAUUUUCAUGGUCUGCAGGAGCCUAACUUUUCACACAGGUGCACUUAAUGAGGCAACGGGGGCCGCGUACCAAUAUGUUUUCCAAGUUACCCUCGUUAAACACACCUGAGUGAAAAGUUGAGAGCAUUUUCAUGGUCUGCAGGAGCCCAACUUUUCACACAGGUGCACUAACGAGGGGAUCUUGGAAAACAUGUUGGAAUGCGGCCCCUGAGGAUUGGAGUGCGACACCCCUGCCGUAGCCUGAAAGGGGCAGGCUUAGAGGAAGUCUGUUUUGUCACACUUUUACAUGACCAAAAAAAAAAAAAAAAAAGUAAAUCCUACCUGUGGUCACGUGUAAGCCCUCGUGUGAUCAUGAUCAGUAAGCUCGCUUUCCACUUUCAAAAUGUUUACUCCUUGGGUGUCGUGUACAGUCGGUGUAUAUACGCCUAAGCUUGCUUCCAUACAGUGCGUUGUUUAGUAUGCAAUGUCAUGGAAAGGAAUCCAUCAUUUGUUUUUUAAUCAGUCAACUCACCGAGAUGAAAUAAAUGAGUGGAAAUCUC
This is a messenger RNA of Syngnathus typhle (broad-nosed pipefish), 3787 nucleotides long. It is a transcript of the gene itpk1b, whose product is annotated as inositol-tetrakisphosphate 1-kinase b. Gene Ontology annotation, cellular component: cytoplasm. The record is from RefSeq and is a predicted model, not a curated record. Gene Ontology annotation, biological process: inositol trisphosphate metabolic process. The transcript has 8 exons. NCBI's taxonomy places the organism in Eukaryota, Metazoa, Chordata, Actinopteri, Syngnathiformes, Syngnathidae. The coding region runs from base 1078 to 1890 and encodes 270 amino acids. Gene Ontology annotation, molecular function: inositol-1,3,4-trisphosphate 5-kinase activity; inositol-1,3,4-trisphosphate 6-kinase activity; magnesium ion binding.